AUGGCUCUGAAGUUCUUGGCUUUUGCAACGCUGGCUGCUGCACACAAGCCGAUCUUUGAUUACACAUUGGCCGCCAACUGCCCUAUCUGCCGGCAGUAUGGGAACAGCACCAUUAAGGAGAUCUACAGCACUCCUGGUGUUCAAGAAGGGGUACACUUCCAGAUUCACAUGGGCAUCCGCAAAGGACAUGAUGGCCAGUAUGAAUGCGUAUUGGAAGAGCCCGGCUGCCCCAUGACACGAUAUUUCCUCUGUGCACAGCACGUGGCCAACAGCACGGGCACCGACAUCAUGAGGUUCAUGAAUUGCUUCAACGAGAACCCUAUCGUUGAGCCGGAGGACAAGGGCGCUCUUGUCUCUCGAACACAUCAGUGCAGCACCUUGGCUAACAUUGAAGUUCCCAAGGUGGAAUCUUGCAACACUGAGCUGGGUGAUCAGCUUCUUGCAGAGGCGGAGAGCUACUUCGUCAACAGGUUUCCCGAGUUCUCCAAGCCGGGGCCCGGCCCAUACGGGGUUCCUCACGUCUUCAUCAAUGGCGUGCAGGUGGGGCCCCAUGGGUACGCGCGCCUCUCCAACUACAGCAACACUAUGAAACUCCUAUGUGACGCCGGGCUCCAUUCCGACGUUUGCGGCCAUGAAGUGAUGGUCUGA
Messenger RNA from Symbiodinium pilosum, 648 nucleotides. The record is from the annotation of a GenBank genome assembly. NCBI's taxonomy places the organism in Eukaryota, Dinophyceae, Suessiales, Symbiodiniaceae.